Molecule: messenger RNA, 1479 nt
Organism: Arachis ipaensis
Lineage: Eukaryota; Viridiplantae; Streptophyta; Magnoliopsida; Fabales; Fabaceae
Source: RefSeq, a predicted model, not a curated record
GGCUGGAUUGGGGAACUACGAAAAAACGAAAAAAAAAAAGAAAGAAAAUGAGGCUCAGUUAUCUCUCACAGCGAAAAUCGAGGCGGUAUCAGGAAAGAUUUAAGGCGAGAUUGGAAAAGAUUUUGGAGCUCGAAAAUCGCCGUGUUGACAUUCCUAAUUUCGAAGUUGGAUCAAGAAAGAUUUGGGGCGGGAUCAGGGAAGAUUUUAGAGUUCAAAAACCGCUGUGUUGACAUCCCUAAUUUUUUUGCCUAAAAUUUUAGUUUUAAUGAUUUUUUUAUUAUUCUAUUGCAUGACUUAUAUCACUUUUUUAUUUUUCAUAUUGGGAAGAAGAUGGAGUAUGACGCGGUUAUGGGAGUCUAUGGUGCUUCACGCAGAUGUGACGGCUGCGAUGAAGAAAUCGGACAGUUCGAUUUGAUGCCAGUAAUCAUCGGACAGUCCGAUUAGGGGCUGGGAAGGUACACAAAUCGGACCGUCCGAUUUGCGAUCCGAUUUGUGCCCCCGUCACGUGUCACGCAUGCAGGUUGAUGAGCCCACCAGGAUGUAUAUACUCCAAAGCUGAUUCAAUGCCCCAUUCCCUUUCACUUUCGAAGCAGCAACCACAAAUCAUCUUCUCCUCCAACCCCACCAGCUUCAUUUAUUCAUUCUCCUCCAUUGAUGAACCUUUGCAUAAAAAAAAAUUGGAUCACUCAUUUUUAACAAUGCCUAGAAGAAGAAGAAUAAAAGAUGUCAAUCAUCUGGAGCUCUACAUUGCUAAUUAUCUUGAUCAUCCUAACUAUGGUUAUAGAAUGUUGCAAUGUGACCAUUACAUGCUGCUGGAUCGGUACAAUUCAAUAGUGGAGGGGUAUUUACGGGACACCGGCUUUUAUCAUAUUUUACAGAUUGGAGUUGUCCAAUGUCAGUCGGCAUUGGUUAAUGCUCUGAUCGAGAGAUGGCGCCCUGAGACUCACACAUUUCAUUUUUCGGUUGGUGAGUGUGCCGUGACGGUGGAAGACGUGGCGUUAAUUUUUGGUCUUCCGACGAAUGGUCUGCCAGUUAUAGGACCGACACUCAGUAGUUAUGAGGCAUUAGAGGGUGAAUGCUUGGAUCAAUUAGGUGUUGCACCUAAGAAGGCAGACUGUAGAGGAAGUUUUAUCAAGUUGACGUGGUUUCGAAGAUUGAAAGAUUGUUUAGUGUUGGUUGAUGAUAUUCAUAUUCAAAGGUACGUGAAGUGCCACAUAAUGCUAUUGUUUGGGACCGUCGUGUUUGGAGAUAAGUCUGGGGCAGGGGUGCACUGAAAGUUUCUGUCGUUACUCCAUAACAUUGUCGGGAUCAUACAGUUCAGUUGGGGAUCGGCAUGCCUGGCACGCCUGUAUAGAGCGUUGUGUAGGGCAACCGUGUCGACUGUAAGGAGAUUGAUGGUCUGCUGACACUUUUGCUUAUCUUGGCUUGGAUCCGUCUACCAUUUAUUGCGCCGAUUCCUGGCAAUCCUCGAAUCUUUCC